Oncorhynchus tshawytscha (Chinook salmon) is the source of this 1572-nucleotide messenger RNA. Its product is annotated as geminin. The record is from RefSeq and is a predicted model, not a curated record. NCBI's taxonomy places the organism in Eukaryota, Metazoa, Chordata, Actinopteri, Salmoniformes, Salmonidae. Gene Ontology annotation, cellular component: nucleus. The transcript is spliced from 6 exons. The coding region runs from base 145 to 822 and encodes 225 amino acids. Gene Ontology annotation, biological process: negative regulation of DNA replication; negative regulation of cell cycle.
GAUUUAACAGGAUAUUUAAGCUCCUGGCGCGAGGUGGCGAGAAAGAAACGUGACUCGGAGAAUUAAAGAAGCAAAAACAUCUUCGCUAAAACACUCGCGGAAGCUGCCAAAACACCUUGUUGUUGGGUGGAUCCAUUCAAGACCAUGGGACCCACAAGGAAAACCCUGCAAGUCCUCCAGCCUUCUGCAGGCAAUACAAACCUAGGCAAAGUAAUACCGACAGGAAAGGUGGCUUUCAAAAGGAAACGGUGGAACGCAGAACAAGCGACGGGCUCCAAGAGGGUGAAGGCUGAAGUUGCUGUCGCAUCACCAAAAGCAGAGAAUGACAAUCGACCCGGCGGCGUUACCAAGGAGACCUACUCGCUAAUGGUCAAAGAAACCCCUCCCUCUUCCUACUGGAAAGAGGUAGCCGAGGAGAGACGUAAAGCUCUCUACAACGUGCUCCAGGAGAAUGAGGAGUUGCACAAAGGCAUCGAGACCAAGGAUGAGCAGAUAGCCCAGCUGAAGACUGAGAAUGAUGAGCUUCAGGAACUGGUCCAACAUGUACAGCACAUGGCUGACAUGAUAGAGAGGUUAACUGGAAAGAGUCCGGAAAGUCUAGAGGACCUGCGACAGAUUGCGCUUGGUGCCAAUGACAAUUUUGAGGGACUAGAAGAAUCUGAUGCCCCCAGUACCAACAGUGUUUUCACACCCAGGUCUGAUGUCACAGAAGAUGAUGAUGAAUAUGUCACAGAAGAUGAGGUCACAGAAGAUGAUGAUGAUGUUACAGAUGAUGAUGUCAUAGAAGAUGAUGAUGAGGUCACAGAACAAAAGGAAAAUUAACCCUCAGGGGAGGAUGAUUGACUGAAUGUACUGGUGAAAUCCUUCAGGCGACGCCUGUGCUUCUCACUUAACAUUCUGGCAUUGAUGCCUUUAAUUAGUUUAUAUUUUCUUUGCGUAACAUCUGAGGUAAUUGCGCAAGAUUUUUACUUUAACCAUACCCUUUCUACAACGCGGCUAUGAAAAGAGGCGCCUCCCUAGUUUUUAUUUUACUUUGCUGUUGACUUUUUGAAUGGUAAUUGUUGGUGGUCAAUUACACUUAGGAUUUUGUUAUAGUGCAGUUUUAAUGCACACUGUACAUAUUCUUCAGGACUGUCCUGUGACGUAAACACUUCAUCACUGGGGGCAAACUACCUGCCCUCCAGGACACAUACAACACCCAAUGUCACAGGAAGGCAAAAAAGAUCAUGAAGGACAAUAACCACCCGAGCCACUACCUGUUCACCCCGCGUCUAUCCUGAAGGUGAGGUGCAUGAGUGCUUGAAACUUAUCUCAAGGCCGUCAUUGUUGAACAGCCAUCACUAGCACAGAGGUGGCUGCCUACCUACAGACUUGGUAUCAUUGGCCACUAAGUGGAACACUAGUCACUUUAAUGCCACAUUUCACACUGCUCGUCUCAUAUGUAUAUACUGUAUUCUUUACAAUCUAUUGCAUUUUAACUGCUGUCAUUGCUCAUCCAUAUUUUGUACUUAUAUAUUCUCAUUCAUUUACUAGAUUGUGUGUAUUAGGUUUUGUUGAGGAAUUGUUAGAUAC